AUGUCGCAACCCGGAAGCUCUUCGGAGUACAAAAAUGCAAUUAAAUAUUUGAAGUAGGUUUUCAAGGCCAUCAUUUUGAUGCUAUCUAGUCGUAAAUGUUAAAAAUGAAGAAAGUUGUAAUCUAGGAAUGCGUUACCUGGCUUCUCCGAUAAUCUGAACGUCCCGGAGGAUCAACGCUUACAGUACCUGACCAUUACACUUGCGCAGCGAGUGGAUGAAAAACAGAAAACAAACAAAGUAGGCGGCUCAGCAUAGGUAACAUAAAAAAUUGUUUAUAGUACUGCGAUAUGCUUUCGCGAGAUUUAGAAUCGGCUCACAAUACCAUCGAUAACUUAAAGAAUGACAGACGUACAGCUGCAACGCAGAUCGACGCUCUCAGCCGGGAGCUGGAAAUGACCGCGGCUGCUGCGAACGGAUUGGAAGAAAUGAGAGCCCGGUUUGCAGAAUUAGCCAGGGAAUGUCAAGGUUUGAGGGAGGCAUGUAUGCGGUACAGAUACGAAAGAGACCAAUUGCGAAGGGCAGGACCAGAUCCCGAGAUUAUCAGGAGAAAGUAGGUCAUGGGUAAUAUAAUUUUAUAUGGGCUGCUUUCUUAAGGAUGGAAUUGGAAAAUAAGUUGAGAAGAAUGGAUGUUGAAUUACACAAUUGCGAAGUAUCUCGCGAGAAGUUGAACGAUUACGUUGCGUAAGUUGUUCUCCUCGAGUCAUUGAUGGAUAAUGUUUUUUAGAGAUUUGAAGAAUGAAAUUAAAAUGUUGAAGCAGAAGGAGGAGGAUUUACUGGACGAAACCAAGAAUAUUUCGAAGGAAAAUGUCCGAUUAGUCGGAUUUCGUCAAAGGUCUGAUCGAUGUGUAGACAAGUUGAGCAAGCAAAUUUUCAAAGUCAACAAUGAAGAGGUAGGCCGUAACUCAAGGGAUAUAAUGCUAACCAGUAUGAGGCUAUAAAUCUAUAGGUAAUAUUAAAUCGUUUCAGCAAGACAUCCUAGUUUGCUUCGAGACGUUCUACCAAAAUCUUUGCGAUUUCUGCGAGAGAAAUUUGCUUUUUGAUCUCCCGCGCAAGUUUGUUCCUCCUCCUCCGAGAGCAAUCCGAGAAGGACGUUCCAGAAAGAGAAAGGCGCCGGGACGAGUCGUUGAUGUGAAGCCAGAUCUCUUGGCUGCCUAUAAGGAGUUGGCCGACGCCAGAAGAAACAAAAUCAAACCGACAUUCGAGAUCGACGUCGUUUCCGCGGAGAUGAGAGCCGACGAAAUCAAGGCAAGAGGCAUGAUGAACUACGUGGAAUCGGGCCUCAGGAAAAAAAUGAGUACUCAAAGCCUUCCCAGAUUCAAGUAA
Bursaphelenchus xylophilus (pine wood nematode) is the source of this 1323-nucleotide messenger RNA. The record is from the annotation of a GenBank genome assembly. NCBI's taxonomy places the organism in Eukaryota, Metazoa, Nematoda, Chromadorea, Rhabditida, Aphelenchoididae.